This is a messenger RNA of Verruconis gallopava, 2209 nucleotides long. RefSeq lists its product as uncharacterized. The coding region runs from base 193 to 2034 and encodes 613 amino acids. The transcript has 2 exons. NCBI's taxonomy places the organism in Eukaryota, Fungi, Ascomycota, Dothideomycetes, Venturiales, Sympoventuriaceae. The record is from RefSeq and is a predicted model, not a curated record.
CCUGAUGAAGGUGCGUUGUGGGGGCGCAGCGCAUGUGCUAUGCUUUGUUCAUAUUGCGAACCCAGCAUUGCAUCUGGCUUCGGCUGAGCAAACUUCAUCAGGCUGAGUUCUGAAACGUCUGAACAAGUCGACCCCCAUGGUCUCAGUCCUUAGUGUCAACAUUCCUUUCUCCCUUGAAACACAUAUUCUUUCAUGGAUAGCAGGAAACAGCGUGGAAAAAAGAUAUUCAGGUCGUCCAAAAGAAUGCAUGCCCUUCGCAAUGCGCUCAAGGGAGGUGGCCGUUCCGCACACGAGGAGUCUCCUGGAGAGAAUAUGCGCGUCAUGAACUACGAGUAUACGAUUGCAGACAUUCGGCAGCUCAUUUUAAAUUGUUUAGAUCGAGAUCAGCGAAGGAGGUUAAUUCUACGCGAAAGGAAUUGGAAAUCUGUUCCUACUCGAAUAUUGGUCGACUUUUUUUUAAGGGAAUAUCAACUUGAGAAGUUCGGGGACUCGGACAUACAUGACGUGCUUGCAGACACUUGGGAGGAGGAUUCUGAGCAGGGACCGCAAGCACGAUUGAGGAAAACAAAGCAGAAAAAUGUCUCCAGAGACGAACAAGAGUGGAGAUCUGAGGAGAGCGAGGACAUCUUAAUUCGCGAAUUGAAUUUGCAAAUACGCAGAAUGAGCAUGGAGCUUAAGAACGAGAAGCAUAAUGCUCAAGUAGCAAGCGAGAAGUACGACCUCAAACUUAAAGAAUUAAACUCAAGGUACAACGAGAACUUCGAACAGUGGAGAUUGCAUGCCGAGGGUCUGAACAAAACCCACAAGAGGGCUAUAGAAUCUCUCGAAGAAGAGCACAGGAAAGCUAUACAAAAUUGGGAGCACAAUGUAGAGGUUUUGGUUGAAGAGCACGAGGAUGAAGUGAAAUCAAAGGAGCAGGAGAUUCACAAGCUGCGUCAAGAGCAUGAUCUUCUUGAGGCAAAGUUGGAAUCAACCGAAGACGGGCAUAGAUUAGAACUAGAAAGGAGAGAGAAUCAGUGGAAUGAGGAAAUCGAACGGCUGAGCGCAAGACAUGAAGAGGAAAAGAAACAUAUAAUUGAGAAAAACAACGAGUACGUGGCGAAAUUAGAUCUACUACUGGAGCAGAAAAAUCAGGACAUAGUCGACCAGCAGCAAAAACACGAUGCUGAGAUGGCAAGGCUGAAAGAGAAGCAUCAACAGGCCCUGGAAGCAUCGACGGCAGAGCUGAGACAGAAAAUUAGUUCUCAGAAUGCCAUUCUUUUCGCUAGAGACAGCUUCACCCCGAUCUCUGAUCGCGAUUUGAAGGCAAAGUUUUUGGCCUUGAGGUUUGAUGUCGCGCAUCUCGCAAGACAGCCAUGGAAGCCGGACCAUCCAGUGUGGACCAGAAAGGUGCUAACUUCGAUCACCACCAAUCCUGACAGAACGAAGGAGCAACUACUUCGGGACAAACUCUGGUGGAUUCUCCACGAUCGCAUCUUUUGCUCACCAUUUCGCAUGUUUGGUGAAGAAGGUCGGAAGCUUGAGGGGGACUGGAUUAAAGCAUGCGAUGAAGACCCCAAGCUACGAACUGGAGACUUUACAUGGCCAAAACCAAGCUACAAGGCCGAAAAGUUCCGAUACGAGGCCAUCAAGCAAUGCCACACGGCUUUGCGAGAACCGGCUUCACACCUCGAUCCGCGCGCUCGGGUGAAAAUAGGGUUCAAGGAGUCUAAGGACGGUCUCUACAAGGCCAUUAAAACGCUUAUGAAUGACGUGACCAAGUUGGAUGAAGCCAUGAUCGCGGACAUCGAAAAGCUUGUCAAGAAAGCGAUCAACAUGUGGUUGGAAUUCGAGGUGCAGCGAUGCAGGUUGAUGGUCAUCUUGCCCGUCGCGAAGAUCAGUUCCGAGCGGGAGAUGAUCCAGCUUGCGGUUCAAAAGCAGCUCGAACUGAACUCACAGCCUGGUUUGAUUAGGUUUGGCGAUGACGAGGGUGAGGAUCUAGACGUAGAUCAGCCGGUGGAGAACUGUACAGAGGAAAAAGUCCUUGUGUCGUAGAGGGCACGGUGAUGUUCUGUUCGUUGAAUACGAGGAGAGUGUGCCGGGCAUUUCUCACAUCAGAGCGAGGCAAACUUGAAUAUGGGUCUGCGUUCUCUGUUGUUCUGGUUUCGUCAUCCCCCUCGGCGCGAGCUGUAAGAAACGUGCACGCAGUAGAAUCAAAAGGAAAACAGCC